UGGAAGCAGGCAGGCAGCCGUUGAAAACAAAUCCACAAAGCGAGCGUAAAUUGAGGAACAAUAAUAAUUCGGCCUAAAUUCUUUCACCAAUAUGAUAUCAACCCCUUUUCAGCAAAAUCGGACGACAGUGUUAAUCGAGAGAUAACCUCUCCUCUCGAUUUCCACCACCUCCAUUUCUUUUCUUUGCUUCUCCUUUCUCUCUCUCUCUCUCUCUCUCUGUCAUCCUCUCACAUUCUCGGGUAUUUCUUCAACAAUAUUCUUCUUUAUAUUUCCCCAAUUUCAUUCUUGUUUGAUGCCACCCCUUUAAUCCAGCUUAUGGGGUUUUGUACAUUGGUCAAAAUCGACAUUUGGCCUUUGGGCGGGGAAACCAUAAAAAAGACAAGAGAAGAUGACGGGCCCCACCUCGUCUUGCGCUGACUCAGCAGCUCAUGCAGAUGCAGUUGAUGAUAACGGGCCCACAGAUGAUGAAGAAGCGCCUUUAUUAAACACAGCGGAGUGUCGUAUUUGCCAAGAGGAAGAUUCAACUGAUACUUUAGAGAUACCAUGUUCCUGCAAUGGUAGUCUUAAGUAUGCUCAUAGAAAGUGUGUUCAACAUUGGUGCAACGAAAAGGGCGACAUCACUUGUGAAAUAUGCCAUCAACCUUACCAACCUGGCUAUAUUGCUCCACCUCCCAGAGCGCGUUUGGAAGAGACUACUAUAGAUAUCGGAGGAGGAUGGCAAAUAUCGGGUACACCUAUGGAUCUGAACGACCCACGUCUCUUGGCAAUUGCUGAAGCUGAACGCCAAUUUCUUGAAGCUGAAUAUGAGGAUUAUAACGCCUCAAAUGCCAGUGGAGCUGCAUUUUGUCGUUCAGCUGUUUUAAUUUUAAUGGCACUUCUGCUACUACGGCAUGCAGUAAACGUGCCGGAAUCUGAAGCAGAUGGAGAUGAAGAUGCGUCUACUUUCUUGACUCUUUUCUUGCUUCGGGUUGCUGGGUUUCUUCUUCCGUGCUACAUUAUGGCGUGGGCCAUCAGCAUCUUGCAGCGUCGAAGGCAAAGACAGGAGGCUGCAGCAUUGGCGGCAUCACAAAUUGCUUUUGUAUUGCAAGCGGGUCAAAGGCGGGGCCUACACUUUGCCAUAGCCUCUGCUGGGCCACCGCCAGCAUCGGCAGCUGCUGCGACUCCCGCCGUGGCUCCACAGGAGGACAAUGUCUGAUCUUUUUCGGUUCCCAGAAGCCGCUAAAGGAGGGGAAUGAAUUAACAACAUAUUGUUGUAAAGUUUAUUUUGUGUUUGCAAGUCAUUUUUUGUUAUUUCACAAGUGUCUUGUUUCUGGUGAUUGAUGUGUAUAAAUGUAUAAUAUUGCUUUGUCACAUUAAUAUUUGUGACAUUUUGAAUAUGUUUUUCCUGUUAAUAUUUACUAAUAAUCAUGUC
Helianthus annuus (common sunflower) is the source of this 1411-nucleotide messenger RNA. RefSeq lists its product as uncharacterized. The record is from RefSeq and is a predicted model, not a curated record. The coding region runs from base 389 to 1195 and encodes 268 amino acids. Lineage: Eukaryota; Viridiplantae; Streptophyta; Magnoliopsida; Asterales; Asteraceae. The transcript is spliced from 8 exons. Gene Ontology annotation, cellular component: membrane. Gene Ontology annotation, molecular function: zinc ion binding; ubiquitin-protein transferase activity. Gene Ontology annotation, biological process: protein ubiquitination.